AUGGCAAUCGCUGGCGCCCAGCGCAAGCAGGUCCUGAAGGUCUUGAUGAUCUCCCUGCUCCUGGACCUGAUCUCAUUCACAUUCAUCCUACCCCUCUUCCCCUCCCUCCUAGCCUUCUACCGCGCCCAAGAUGACAUCACCUCUUCCGAGUCCCUCCUCACGCGAAUCUUCGUCUACCUAAACGCUUACAAAAACGCCUUCGCCCGCCCCAUUGACUCAAAAUACGACAUCGUCCUCCUAGGCGGCGCGCUCGGCUCCCUCUUCUCUCUGCUGCAAGCCAUCGCCGCCCCGAUUAUAGGUCAUCUCUCCGAUACACACGGCCGGCGCCCCGCCCUGCUCUCCGCCAUGCUGGGCAACAUCCUCAGCGUCGCGCUGUGGGUUUCCGCGACGGAUUUCCGCACCUUCCUCGCUAGCCGUGUUGUGGGUGGUCUUUCGGAGGCGAAUGUUCAGCUGGCUGAUGCGAUUGUUGGCGAUGUUACGGAUGAAAAAGGAAGAAGUGCUAGUAUGGCGCUUAUUGGGGCUUGUUUUAGUGUUGCAUUUACUGUUGGUCCGGUGCUGGGGGCUGCGUUGAGUUCUGUUGAUGUUGUUAAGGAGAAUCCGUUUGUUGUUGCUGCGCUUGUUUCGUUGGGGUUUGUUGUCGUUGAGACGGGGUAUCUUUGGGGGAAGUUGCCGGAGACACAUCCGAGGUUUACUUCUUUGCAGAAGGAGGAGGAGAAUAACGGCGUGGAUGCGAAAGGCAAGGGUGAAGCUAAGGUCAAGGAGGAAAAGCCAGGCGUGCAUACGAACAACCCUUCCAUUCUAAAUGCCCUACACUUCCUCUUCCUCCUCCCUUUCUCCGGCCUGGAAUUUUCCCUCCCUUUCUUGACGGCUACACUCUACGCAGAAACGUCAAGCACAACCUCCAGUCCCGCCGCUCUAAACGGCCGUCUUCUUUCGCUCAUGGGACUCAUCGCCUCCCUGCUACAGGGAACAGUCGUCCGCCGGCUUCCGCCGCUCAUCACCAUCCGCAUCGGCGUCGUAGCCUGCGCAAUUUCAUUCUUCCUCCUCGCGCAUGUCGAGUCUGUGUCAGGUCUUUAUGCCGCAGGCGGCUUGCUGGCCGUGACUAGCGCGACUGUCGUGACGGGGUUGAAGAGCCUGGGCAGUUUUGAGGCGCGCGAUGCGGAUCGUGGUGCUGUUAUGGGGAGAUUGCGUGGUUGGGGACAGGCGGGCAGGGCGACGGGGCCGAUUCUGUUUUGUUCGCUUUUUUGGUGGGCUGGGAAAGAGGCCGCGUAUAGUGUUGGUGGUGGUGCGAUGUGUGUGGUUGCCCUGGGUGCUUUUGCGCUUUUGAGGGCACCGAUUGUACAUGCUAAGACGGAGUAG
Messenger RNA from Penicillium argentinense, 1359 nucleotides. Its product is annotated as putative tetracycline transporter. Gene Ontology annotation, cellular component: brush border membrane. Gene Ontology annotation, biological process: transmembrane transport. The transcript has 2 exons. Gene Ontology annotation, molecular function: transmembrane transporter activity. Lineage: Eukaryota; Fungi; Ascomycota; Eurotiomycetes; Eurotiales; Aspergillaceae. The record is from RefSeq and is a predicted model, not a curated record. The coding region runs from base 1 to 1359 and encodes 452 amino acids.